AUGGAUCUCCAAGCUGUUGGAGAAGCUCGAAAAUUACAAUUGAAUGAGCUGGAAGAGAUGAGGUUUUUCUCUUAUGAAAAUGCUAAGUUGUAUAAGGAGAAAACUAAGAGGUGGCAUGACCAGAAAAUUCAAGCUCGAGUGUUUGAGAAGGGGCAGCAGGUGUUACUCUUUAACUCGUGCUUGAAGUUGUUUCCUGGCAAAUUGAAGUCCCGUUGGGUAAGGCCACUCGCCGUGGUCAAUUUUUAUCCCUUUGGAGCAGUUGAAGUUCGAGAAAAUCAAUCCGGAAGGGAGUUUAAAGUGAAUGGGCAGCGCUUGAAGCAUUAUUGGGGAGGUGAGGUCGACCAUGAGAAGACAUCUAUCACUUUAGAGGAACCUUAA
Humulus lupulus (European hop) is the source of this 378-nucleotide messenger RNA. RefSeq lists its product as uncharacterized. Bases 1 to 378 code for a protein of 125 amino acids. The transcript has a single exon. NCBI's taxonomy places the organism in Eukaryota, Viridiplantae, Streptophyta, Magnoliopsida, Rosales, Cannabaceae. The record is from RefSeq and is a predicted model, not a curated record.